Messenger RNA from Gregarina niphandrodes, 2115 nucleotides. Its product is annotated as reverse transcriptase. The transcript has a single exon. The annotation marks the transcript as partial. The record is from RefSeq and is a predicted model, not a curated record. Gene Ontology annotation, molecular function: catalytic activity. Lineage: Eukaryota; Apicomplexa; Conoidasida; Eugregarinorida; Gregarinidae.
AUGGCCAUCAAUGUCGAUGGCUAUAACGAUAAAAAGGAGCUACAACUGAGGAACACUAUCCUGGGUAUUAGACCGCACAUAGUGAUACUCUCUGAAACCUGUACUAAUCUGCACCGCACGAUAUACAAUGGUCAAUAUACUGUGAUAGGAACCUCCGGACCGGCCGAUGGAGUGGCUGUCAUGGUAAGGCAGGACGUGCAAUACCACAUCACCAACAAAACCACACGUACUAUCUCCUUGGAACUAGACAACCUGGUUACCUGUAUUGGAACCUACGCGCCGACGGAACAGACCGCAGACAAAAUCAAAUUGCAAUACUGGGAGAACCUAGCUAAACUAAUACCAAAAGACCAUCCAUUACUUAUCGCAGGUGACCUUAAUGCAGGGCACGAACCGACUGAGUCUAGGACGAUCAAAGGCAUACCGAACUAUACAAGACUUCGGUCACUCGCAACCCUACACAGCCUCAAUAUAUUGCCAACCACACCCACUUGGAUAUCCAAGCGAUCGAAAGAUCAGAAGCCCACCCGGACCCUGGAUCGGAUACUAACUAACACUACCACUAAAUCCACAGACUCGGUACUACUUGACUGGGAGAAUGCACCUGCUGAUCACGCAAUACUGAUCUACAAAUGGAACAUAUACGCAAUCGGCUACGACCAGGGAAGGCCUAAAAGUAUACACGCGGCUAGACAUAUUGGCAACCAAGCUUACAACGAACCAACUACUCAAGCCUGGAAUAAGCUUAGAGAGCAACUCAAGACCCACUUCCGCAAAUGGUCUCAGCAAGCACCAAAAUCACAGAAUGCAAACCAACGACUCUGGGAGCUCUACAAGAAACAGAUAGGUAACCAAGGAUUGACACUGAUAGAUACUAAAGGCGACGACCUGGAGCCGGAGCAAGCUAGGAAGCAACUACGACAAAUGCUAUAUCACAGAUGGAGCAAAGCUGAUGCUGCGCACAUACCGCCAAGAAAAGAAGCAAGAAUCUACCUUGACCAACCUCCCCAUACGACGGAGAUCAUCUCAGCCAUUAAGGCAAUCAACAAGAAAGCCGCCACUGGGCUAGACGGAAUACCUGCCAAGCAUGUCCACCACAUACCAAUAGACGACCUCGAACAAUUUAUCCACCUAGUAUGGAAGAACUCUAAACUGCCACGGCAGCUAGUGGACAUGAAAGUGAAGCCAAUUCCAAAACUACUACCACGAACCACUGUGGAGAAUACCAGACCCAUAACCAUACCGUCGACUAUCAUGAAAAUCGUCAACCAAAUCAUACUGCAGCACAUCACACCAUACAUCGAACCGCACCUACUAACGCAACAACACGCUUACCGAAAGGGGAGGGGACCUGCCUCUGCAGUGACCGAACUUUUCGCUAAGUUUAACCGGCCAGGACAGACACUACUUUUACUGGACCUAUCGAAGGCCUUCGAUAUGGUAGACCAUAAGGCAUUGUUUAACGCGCUAAGAGCUACUAACAUACCCAGCAAGGAGUACAACCUGAUACGUGACCAAUACAUAGACGCUGAGGUACUGAUACAAUGGGCCAAACGAUAUGCAACACCCUUUCCGCUGACAAACGGCAUCAGACAAGGAUGCACGCUCAGCGCUAUGUUGUUUAACCUAGUAGAAGCCGAAAGAGAGACGAAAUGCCGGCGUAGGAUGCAUAUGGUACCCUACGAAGUCAUAAUGUAUGCCGACGAUAAGGCGGUGAUACUCGAUGAUGACGCCCACGUUCAGACAGUACUAGACACCAAUGCGCAGACUGCAGCCGACUACGGGAUGCUACAGAAUAACAGCAAAACAGCGCGGCUGAAGCUAGACAAAGAUACCAAGGAGAUACACACCGUCAAGUGGAUGGGGAUCCUACUCGACAGCAAGCUGAGCAUGAAUCAAGAGGUAGAAGCAAGGAUCGAAAAGGCCAAGAAAGCCGCUAAAGACUACACCGAAACGGUCAAGAACAUCCCGCCCUCUAUGAUUAAUGUCGCAGUCAAGAUACGGGGAGCAUGCGCGAUUAUACUACCACACCUAGUCUACCUAUGGAGGGAAAUCCCUUUCACACCGGCCCAGAGAUCUACCCUAACCGACGUCGCCACACAACUACUCGCUAAA